CCGGGCGCGCCCGCCCCCACGACCCGGCUAUAACACCGGGUCCCGCCGGGCUGCUGCGGGCGGGUGGAGGUGCGCGCCUGGGCCCUGAACAUGGACUUCCCGUGCCUCUGGCUAAAGCUGUUGCUGCCUUUGGUAGCUGCGCUGGAUUUCAACUACCACCACCAGGAAGGGAUGGAAGCGUUUUUGAAGAAUGUUGCCCAAAACUACAGUUCUAUCACUCACUUACACAGUAUUGGGAAAUCUGUGAAAGGUAGACACCUGUGGGUUCUUGUUGUGGGGCGGUCUCCAAAGGAACACAGAAUUGGGAUUCCGGAGUUCAAAUACGUGGCGAAUAUGCAUGGAGAUGAGACUGUUGGGCGGGAACUGCUGCUCCAUCUGAUUGACCACUUCGUAACCAGUGAUGGCAAAGACCCUGAAAUCACAAAUCUGAUCAAUAGUACCCGGAUACACAUCAUGCCUUCCAUGAACCCAGACGGAUUUGAAGCCGUCAGAAAGCCUGACUGUUAUUACAGCAUCGGAAGGGAAAAUUACAACCAGUAUGACUUGAAUAGAAAUUUCCCCGAUGCUUUUGAAUAUAAUAAUGUCUCAAGGCAGCCUGAAACUGUGGCAGUCAUGAAGUGGCUGAACACGGAGACGUUUGUCCUCUCUGCAAACCUCCACGGUGGUGCCCUUGUGGCCAGUUACCCAUUUGAUAAUGGUGUUCCAGCAACUGGGGCAUUAUACUCCCGAAGCUUAACUCCUGAUGAUGAUGUUUUUCAAUAUCUUGCACAUACCUAUGCUUCAAGAAAUCCCAACAUGAAGAAAGGAGAUGAGUGUAAAAGCAAAAUGAACUUUCCAAAUGGUGUUACAAAUGGCUACUCUUGGUAUCCACUCCAAGGUGGAAUGCAAGAUUACAACUACAUCUGGGGCCAGUGUUUUGAAAUCACGUUGGAGCUGUCAUGCUGUAAAUACCCUCGUGAGGAGAAGCUGCCAUCCUUUUGGAAUAAUAACAAAGCCUCAUUAAUUGAAUAUAUGAAACAGGUGCACCUAGGUGUAAAGGGUCAAGUUUUUGAUCAGAAUGGAAAUCCAUUACCCCAUGUAAUUGUGGAAGUCCAAGACAGAAAACAUAUCUGCCCCUACAGAACCAACAAAUAUGGAGAGUAUUACCUCCUUCUCUUGCCUGGGUCCUAUAUAAUAAAUGUUACAGUCCCUGGACAUGAGCCAUACCUUACAAAGGUAAUUAUUCCAGAGAAAUCCCAGAACUUCAGUGCUCUUAAAAAGGAUAUUCUGCUUCCAUUUCGAGGGAAAUUGGAUUCUAUCCCAGCGUCAAAUCCUUCAUGCCCAAUGAUUCCUCUAUACAGAAAUUUGCCAAGCCACUCAGCUGCAACAAAGCCUAGUUUGUUCUUAUUUUUAGUGACUCUUUUGCACAUAUUCUUCAAACAAAGUAAAAUGUGAAACUCAAGUCACAUCACCACCUGGAAUCAGGGAUUACUCACUCCAGGUUACUGCAACCCUAACUCACUCUAGUGGGACCUUGACUCGAGAAACUCCACAAUCUUCCUGAAGAAAAGUGGAUGUUUCCAAAUUCUGCAAUAAGCAAUAUGUGGUGAUAAUGAGAAGAAUGAUUCAGUCUUGAUGAUGAAUGGAAGACACUUACCUAGCACGUACUUCUCAUUUGCUCUCAAAUUAAUCUUGAAGUUGUCUUAAAAUUUGUAAGAAGUUAAAACUUGAGAAGCAAAAAAAUGCCUUCCAAAGGAAGAUAAUUUUGUAUCCAGAGAACCGGAUGAAUAUAAGCAAUAAAGAUGAACAUUUAUUGAUCUUCUACAUACAAGACCUCACCAUGAGGCCAGACUUGGUGGCUCAUGCCUUGUAAUCCCAGCACUUUGGGAGGCUGAGGUGGGUGGCUCACCCACCAGCCUCAGGAAUUCAAAACCAGCCUGGCCAACAUGGUGAAACUCCGUCUCUACUAAAAAUUAGCAGAGCUGGGUAGCAGGUGCCUGUAAUCCUAGCCACUCGGUAGGCUGAGGCAGGAGAAUCGCGUGGACCUGGGAGGCAGGGGUUGCAGUAAGCUGAAAUUGCAUUACUGCACUCCAGCCUGGGCAACAGAUUGAGACUCUGUCUCAAAAAAAAAAGACCUCACCGCGAGUGCUAUAUGUAUGUGAAGAGACAGUAAGUGCCUUAUAUUUUUAGUUCUCAGAGAAGGGAGAAAUUAUAGGACUGAGAAUUGUUUUGCAAAUGUUCUAGGAGAUGUCAGAGAAAAUAUGCAAGCAUAUCUGAGUGGCCCAAGAAAAUACAAGCCCAAAGGGAAAAGAUUGUGUCUCUGUAGAGCAUCAAAGCACACAAGUCAAUUAAGUAAAGCCCCUCUCCCUCCAGAGCCACGUGUCCCUAGAUUUUGGCACCUGGCGCCACAGUCGUCUAUUAGGCUGAUGACUCCAAGGGUAUAACUCUAGCCUCUUGCCUGAGCUUCGGACUCACACCCACUGCCCACUGGACACAUGCACCUGGAUGUGACUGACAGACACCUCAAACCUAUCAUGUGGAGAUACUCAUCCUGUUCCCCCUAGAGCUGCUCUUCCUGCUGCAUUGUCUCUCUCAGUUACUGGGACCACCAAGCUAGGAGCCUUGGAGUCAUCCCUGAUACUUUCUCCUCCUCGUUAAUCCCAUGUAUUCAUCAAGUAACUAAAGAUUGGUGUUGGCUGGGCAUGAUGGGUCAUGCCUGUAAUCCCAGCACUUUGGGAGGCCAAGGCGGGCAGAUCACUUGAGGUCAGGAGCUCGAGACCAGCCUGGACAACAUGGUUAAACCCCAUCUCUACUAAAAAAGAAAAAAAAAAAUUAGCCAGGUGUGGUGGCACGUGCCUUUAAUCCCAGCUACUGGGGAGGCUGAGGCAGGAUAAUUGUUUGAACCCAGGAGGCAGAGGUUGCAGUGAGCCAAGAUGGCACCAUUGCACUCCAGCCUGGGAGGAGAAGCGAGACUCGGUCUCAAAACCAAAAAAAAGAUUCGUGUUAAUGAUAAUUAUUGAUGGAUUCUGCUCUUCUUGGUUGUCAGCACCGCAAAGCUGAGACCCGGUACUUCACCUGCACUGCUGCAACAGCUUUUUUGGUCCCUUGCUCCUUUCAGUCCCUCCUCCACACAGCACUUUUUUUGGUCCCUUCUCCUCUUCAGUCCAUCCUCCACACAGCACUGGGGAAGGGGAGCCACUUGAAACAAAAGUCCACAACUGCUUGUAGUUCAUAAACACAGAGCUGCUUGUGUCCCUGUAUCUGGAAUGCCAUUCUACCCACCACAUUUUUCCUUUCCCACUCCUCUUAAAACUCAGUUCAGGUAGCAGCUCCAUUAGGAAGCCUUGGCUGACCAUAAUCCCAUUCAAUUCCAUUUCACCCCUUCCCUGGCAGUCUGGGGUUGGGGACCCUUCCUCUUAGCUCCCCAAAAUAAACUGUGUAUCUCUACUAUUGGGUUUACAACAUUGUAUUAUAAUCUUCUACUUCCAUGGGUGCCUUCUCUAGUAGAAUGUGAGCUCUUUGAGGCCAAGGUCUACUAAAUUUGUUGGAACAAUUCAUUUUUAUAUCCUCAAAGCCUAGCACAUAAUGGGUACUGAAUGAAUGAAUGAACAAACAAGGGGUUCCAGGAGCCUGUUACUCCCAGUCCUUCCCAGAAACAGCCUAGGGCUUUGUCAUUUUAUGAAGCUAGGUCUUAUGCUUAGGCAAUCUCCAGCUCACUUGGAACACUGACAGAAGAGUGUUUUCAUGUCUGUAAUCAAGAAAAUAAUUCCAGAUACAUUCCUUUUACUGGACCUUGAAUUGAUUCUUAUAUUGGUAGUAAAGGUAUUUUGUUACCUGUUAACAGCACUGCAAACUACCUUUUUUUUUAUCAGAUUAAAUUUUACCAUUAGGACUCAAUUUGCUUCUCAAAUUCUCCAUGAGAGUUACUCUAUCUUAAACCAUUACCUGUAAGAAUUAAAGGGUAAAGCACUAACCAGAAAGGAAAGAAAACAAUUUUCUCCUCUUCCUAUCUUCCUUUCUUUCUUCCUCCUUUCCCUCUCCUCCUCUACUUCCCCUCCCCUCCCCCUCCCCUUCCUCUUUUCUUUCUCUUUUUUUACUUAAUCCCCAGUGUGAUAGUAAUAUAGGCCGAUUUCUAGAAGUGCGGUGUAUUACUCACGGAAAAUGAGUUGCCUUGGUUCUUACUUUCAAUUGAAAGUUCUACAGGAUCUAGAAAUGAAACCAUAAUGGCAUGGAGAGUGAUGAGAACCACAGAGGAAUGAAGAGCUCCUGGAGCAUUUAGGCCAUUUCUAUGCCAAGCUUAUUCUACAUCCACAAAAUCAUACAUGUCAAUAUAAACAAAAUUUGGAGGCUUCUUUAACCCACUUAGAAAAUCUGGUAAUUUGUGUGUUGGCAAUAGAUCACAAAAAAAUCUUAUAAUAAUCUGAAUAUCUUGAUUAUUUAAGUAAGCAGUAAUUUAUUAUAUCCUUGAAAGUACAUAUUAAUAUAAUAUUGCAAAAAUGACUUUGGUAUAUUACAAAUAAAAGUAUAUAAGACUAAACUUGAUUUGCCAUCAAGCCCCAAACAAUUUUUCAACUGGGCAUUGAGUUCUAACUUUCCUAAGAUAGCAGUUUUUGAAGGGACACGAAGUAAAAUCAGAAUGAGUUCAUGAGCCUUAAGGUAAAUCUCUUGCUGAAAUAAUCCUUUUAAAAUCAAAAUUUUGUAUCAGACUCAAAAUCAUUUAAAGACUAGCGAAAGACAAUUUGGUAUUCUGACUAUGGUCAAACCAGGUACCCAAACCCCCUCCCUGAGCAACACCUUUCCUGCUCUUUCCCUCCCUCGUAGGCUGGUGGCUAUGCUCCAUGGCUGUAAGUUCAGCUAGAAUUCCUUUUAUAGAAAACCAACAUGAUAAACAUAUUCAUGAUGGGAGAAAAAUGUGGGAGUGAAUUGAUAUUUAGAAAGCAGCAGUCAGGCGUGGUGGCUCAUGCCUGUAAUCCCAACUUGGGAGGCUGAGGCAGGCCGAUCACUUGAGUUUGAGACCAGCCUGGCCAACGUGGUGAAACCCUGUCUCUACUUUAAAAAGUACAGAAAUUAGCCGGUGUGGUGGCACAUACCUGUAGUCCCAGCUACUUGAGAGGUUGAGGCAAGAGAAUCCCCUGAACCCAGGAGGCUAAGGUUGCAGUGAGCCAAGAUUGCAUCACUGCACCACACUCCAACCUGGGCAACGGAGCAAGACUCCCUCUCAAAAAAUAAAUAAAUAAAAAUAAAAAAUAAAAAAGGCAGAAGCCCUGGAUUCAAAUCCACCACACGCUCAGUUUUCUUAUCGGUAAAAUGAAGACCCCCUGACCGAACAGUGAUUCUGUGACUCUUAGAAACAGCGGUAAGAGAUGCUACAUUUUUGGUGCUUGUUCAGAUGGAGGAAGGAUAGUUAACACUCAGGUAGCAAUUAUUUUGAAGGAGCAUAAUAUAUCUUCUUAAAAAGUAUACCUACUCAAAUAUUGGUAAAUGUUGACAUGACUGAACCUAAAUGGCGAGUAGUAUUUUAGAAAAACACUAAGUCCCUGCAGAUAAAUGACAAGUGUUGAUUUGGGUGCUUAAUGUAUUACAUUUAGACUUGAACUGUUGGAUGUAUCAGAAAUGUUAAAAGCUUUUUCUCAACAUUUCCGAAAGUUUUUCCAAGAAAUCAAUGUUAGGUUUUGUUCCAGAAGCAAAUUUGCAUUUGUGAUCUGCUUCUAAAAAUGCUGUAAGUUAACCUCUAUGUUUAGAAAGUGAAAAUAUCUGAUGCUAGAUUGGAAGUAUCUCUUCCUGGGGAAUCCAGAAAGGUAAGAAUAGCAUAUUGUCCUACUGCAACAGAUAAGUUGCUUAUUGAGAAGUCUGGUUGUUAUUCUAUAUGAUAACAAUACAGUUGGUGUAUAUUUUAUAAUAGAUCCUUUUAUUUUCCUCAUAACUUUAGAUGGGGAAGGAGGGAAAAUUAUGAUAUCCAGAUUAAUUAAAGAGCAUUGAAAGUCCACAGUACUGUAUCUAAAGCAGAAGUUUGGGUUUGUUGUAGACUUUUCAUUUUAUCAACUCAUGAGCAGCUAUUUGGACAGUACUGCUUAUCAUUUUAUCAUAUUUUUUCACAGCCUUUUAUAGAUGUUUUAUAGCUUAUUUUACCAGUUUUCCUGGAAAAUUCUUUUUUUUUUUCUUGUCUUUUUUUUCAGAUGAGGUCUCACUCUGUCACCCAGGCUGGAGUGCAGUGGUGCAAUCUCGGCUCACUGCAACCUCCACCUCCAGGGUUCAAGCCACUCUCCUGCCUCAGCCUCCUGAGUAGCUGGCACUACAGGUGCCUACCACCACACCUGGCUAUUUUUUUGCAUUUUUAGUAGAGAUGGGGUUUCAUCCUGUUGACCAGGAUGGUCUCGAUCUCCUGCAUGAUUUACCGGCCUCAGCCUCCCAAAGUGCUGGGAUUACAGGCAUAAGCUACCAUGCCUGGCCAUUUCUUUUAUACUAUAAUUAAGAAUUUAUUAAAAUGCUCAAAUUGUCUAAGACUGUAAAGUUUAUUGAGGAGAGGCCAUGACUACCUCUGAAUUUAGUAAAUUAAAAAUAUUUCUGCUUCUCAAUAAAGAACUAAUAUUCAUAUAAAUAAUGAAUGCUUUUUUUCCCAUUAUGUAACCUGAAAAUAAAUACUUAUGCAAAUAGAUCAAAGUCCACUAAAAAGAACUGAUUACCACCAAAUAAAACUUUGAGGAAGACAAAAUUUAAUGACCUUUUAUGAGGCAAUAAUAUUGUAACAACUCUUCAAAGUCCAGAUCUUCCAGAACAUGUUAUAUAUGCUAUAUGUUAUGUAUACUACAUAUAACAUAUUCCAUGUUAAUUUGUGUUCUGUAGUAGUGUGUUCCAUGGGCAAGACGACGGAUGGAAAGUAUGCUUUCUGGUCAGAAAAAAGAUUUGAAAAUUUAUAGUUUAUAUUAAUGUAAUAAAGAGACAGAAAUGCAGAAAAGAA
This is a messenger RNA of Callithrix jacchus (white-tufted-ear marmoset), 6937 nucleotides long. It is a transcript of the gene CPM, whose product is annotated as carboxypeptidase M. NCBI's taxonomy places the organism in Eukaryota, Metazoa, Chordata, Mammalia, Primates, Cebidae. Gene Ontology annotation, molecular function: metallocarboxypeptidase activity; zinc ion binding. Gene Ontology annotation, biological process: peptide metabolic process; protein processing. The record is from RefSeq and is a predicted model, not a curated record.